UGCCUAGCUUGGGAGGCGGGGCUCCACUCAGGGGCGGGACGGGAAGGGGUGGGCGGGACUCCUCGGGGGUGGGACUCCAGCCUCCGUGGCGGGUGGCUGGCGGUCCCGUCAGGUCGGAGGAGGCAAUGGCUGCACGCGCUUUGAGGCUGCUGACCACACUGCUGGCCGUCGCCGCCGCUGCCUCCCAGGCCGAGGUCGAGUCCGAGGCGGGAUGGGACAUGGCGGCGCCUGAUCUGCUCUUCGCAGAGGGGACCGCUGCCUACGCGCGCAGGGACUGGGCGGGGGUUGUACUGAGCAUGGAGCGGGCGCUGCGCUCGCGGGCCGCCCUGCGCGCCCUCCGCCUGCGCUGCCGCACCCGCUGUGCCGCCGACCUCCCGUGGGAGCUGGGCCCCGACUCGUCCCCGAGCCUGGCACAGGCCUCGGGCGCCACCGCCCUGCACGACCUGCGCUUCUUUGGGGGCCUGCUGCGCCGCGCCGCCUGCCUGCGCCGCUGCCUCGGGCCGCCGGCCUCCCACUCGCUCAGCGAGGAGCUGGAGUUGGAGUUCCGCAAGCGGAGCCCCUACAACUACCUGCAAGUCGCCUACUUCAAGAUCAACAAGUUGGAGAAAGCUGUAGCAGCAGCACACACCUUCUUCGUGGGCAAUCCUGAACACGUGGAGAUGCGGCAGAACCUAGACUAUUACCAAACCAUGUCUGGAGUGAAGGAAGCCGACUUCAAGGAUCUUGAGGCCAAACCCCAUAUGCACGAGUUCCGGCUGGGAGUGCGGCUCUACUCGGAGGAGCAGCCGCACGAAGCCGUGGCCCACCUGGAGGCGGCGCUGCGAGAGUACCUGGUGGCGGACGCGGAGUGCCGCGCCCUGUGCGAGGGGCCCUACGACUAUGACGGCUACAACUACCUGGAGUACAACGCCGACCUCUUCCAGGCCAUCGCAGAUCAUUACAUCCAGGUCCUCAGCUGUAAGCAGAACUGCGUCACGGAGCUGGCUUCCCACCCAAGUCGAGAGAAGCCCUUUGAAGACUUCCUUCCAUCACAUUAUAAUUAUCUGCAGUUCGCCUACUAUAACAGUAAGGCCUACUUUCUUCCUUCUCUGCCGCUUUUCAGCAGGAAGCCAAAAGCAAGGGAGGCAGGGAUGAUGGCCACUCUGCACGUCGGCAUCUUUGGCUUCUCACUGUGACCUGGGACUCCGGGAGGCACCGUGCCGGGUGACCCCUGCCUGCUUUGUGACAAGCCACUGGCCCCAGAAGCCAAUGCUAGUAACCCAAAAAGCUGGGAGACGGAGACCUAGGACCUCUGUCCUCGUCCCUUCUAGAACACUGAUAAUCUGACUCUGAAUCCGAGUUCAGUUAGAGCAAAGGCAAGGGUGUACUACCAUUUAAACCAGCUCACGGGACAUUUUCCAGCCCUUCGUCGCACAAUAGUGCGGAUGCUCUGGGUGGUGCGGGGUGGGGGGCUGCCAGUAUCCAAACCAGCAACAAGUCAGCAGGUCCUCAUCGAGUUCCUACUGUGUGCUAAGCAUCACCGCAUAUUCGAGAGUGUGAGGUGUUUAUCGUUGCGCUGAGACCAACACAUGCAAACAAGCACUGCUCCUCCGUGGAAGAGGCCACCUGCUGUUGUAGUGUCCCCAUCUUCUGAAAAUCUGCAGGGAAAAGAAGAUAGGAAGAUGGGACUCUUCCUAAAAUUGGUCUAAUAUGAGGCCAGUGUUUAACUGACUUGUGAAAUUAUAAAGAUGUGGGCGUUCAGGUGCCUGGGUGGCUCAGUCGUUAAGCG
This is a messenger RNA of Leptonychotes weddellii (Weddell seal), 1768 nucleotides long. The record is from RefSeq and is a predicted model, not a curated record. NCBI's taxonomy places the organism in Eukaryota, Metazoa, Chordata, Mammalia, Carnivora, Phocidae.